Molecule: messenger RNA, 1143 nt
Organism: Beauveria bassiana ARSEF 2860
Lineage: Eukaryota; Fungi; Ascomycota; Sordariomycetes; Hypocreales; Cordycipitaceae
Product: subtilisin-like protease Pr1B
Exons: 4
Coding region: 1-1143 (380 amino acids)
Biological process (GO): proteolysis
Molecular function (GO): serine-type endopeptidase activity
Source: RefSeq, a predicted model, not a curated record
AUGUCCGUUUUGGCCGGCCUGGCCAUAGCCGCAGAACUGCAGUCCACCGUCGCGCCCCUGUUCAGACCAGCGGGCGAAAUCAUACCAGGUCGCUACAUUGUCAAGCUCAAGUCUGAUGGCCACUUGCGUACUGCAAGCGAAAGCGUUUUGAAACAUGUCGCGGCGGCUGAGCAUGUCUAUAGCAACAUGUUCCCUGGCUUUGCAGCGUCGCUGGACAAAGCAGAGUUGGCAUUUUUGCGGCUCAGCCCCAGUGUAGAGUACAUUGAGCACGACAUGACUGUGAAGCCAUUUAGCUACAUUGACCAGCCGAAUGCUGGAUGGAACCUGGGACGUAUUUCCCACCGCCUGCCCGGACACAACACGUAUACCUAUGACAGCUCUGCCGGGGCCGGAACAUGCUCGUACAUUCUAGACACGGGAAUUGCACCCGACCACACGGAAUUCGGCGGUCGCGCCGCGCAGAUCAAAUCAUUUGUCAGCACCAACACCGACGGCAACGGCCACGGCACGCACGUGGCGGGCGUCAUCGGGGGCGUGGUGCACGGCGUCGCCAAGCGCACGCGUCUCUACGGCGUCAAGGUGCUCGACGACAGCGGCAGCGGCACGCUGAGCAACGUGAUUGCGGGCAUGGCCUUUAUCGCCAGCGACGCCAAGACGCGGACGUGCCCGCGGGGCGCCAUGGCGAAUCUGAGCAUCGGCGGGUCCUACUCCAAGGCCGUCAACGACGCGGCGAGGGCGCUGGUGCGCGCGGGCGUCUUUGUGGCGGCGGCGGCGGGCGGCAACAACGGCGACGCGGGGAGGACGUCGCCAGCGUCGGAGCCGACAGUGUGCACGGUGGCGGCGAGCACGGAGCGGGACGCACGCGCGUCGUUUUCAGACUACGGGUCGGUGAUUGACAUUUUUGCGCCGGGGGUGAGCAUCAAGUCUGCGUGGCGAAACGGCACAACGCAAACGCUCUCGGGCACGAGCAUGGCUGCGGCUCACAUUACGGGCCUCGGGGCGUAUAUCGCGGGACUGGAGGGGUUUCCGGGCUCCGAGGCACUGUGUAAGCGCAUUCAACAACUUGCGACGUCGGGUGUCUUGACUGGUGUCCCGGUUGGCACGGUCAAUCUGCUUGCCUUUAACGGGAAUCCGUCAGGGUGA